This is a messenger RNA of Hemicordylus capensis (graceful crag lizard), 6483 nucleotides long. RefSeq names its product MIB E3 ubiquitin protein ligase 1 (gene MIB1). Lineage: Eukaryota; Metazoa; Chordata; Lepidosauria; Squamata; Cordylidae. The transcript has 22 exons. The coding region runs from base 425 to 3478 and encodes 1017 amino acids. Gene Ontology annotation, biological process: protein ubiquitination. Gene Ontology annotation, molecular function: zinc ion binding; ubiquitin-protein transferase activity; protein binding. The record is from RefSeq and is a predicted model, not a curated record. Gene Ontology annotation, cellular component: cytoplasm.
AGUCUGGUCUAUGUGGUGGCGCUGCUGCCGCCGCCGCCGCAGUGCCCGGAUGUUUCAGUGGAAGCGCCAGGUUCGCCCCUGCAGUUGGAACCUGUAGGAAGCGGGGCGAGAGUCUCCAGUCGGGAGAGACCAUUCGGGGGGAGGGGUGGGUGUCAGUCAGACAGACAGAGUCGGUGGCAGACGCUUCGCUCCGCUGGCGGAGGCCGCAUCUGACGCCACCCCCUCUGGUCCAGGAGACCGGCUGGCCCGGCUCCAGCUCCAGAUCCGACUCCCCGCCUUUGUUGUCCCGGCGCUUCAGCCCGGCGAUCCCUCCGUCCCUCCCUUUUCCGUUAUCGGCGCCGACGGCCCGCAGCUUUCGCCGCCGCGUUUCUGCCCCGCCGCGAGGCACGUUCUUGGGGCGGCCGAAGAAGGCGCGGCAGCUGCGAUGAGCAACUCGAGGAAUAACCGGGUGAUGGUGGAGGGCGUCGGGGCCCGGGUCGUGAGAGGGCCCGACUGGAAGUGGGGGAAGCAGGACGGCGGCGAGGGCCAUGUGGGCACCGUGCGCAGCUUCGAGAGCCCCGAGGAGGUGGUGGUGGUCUGGGACAACGGGACGGCCGCCAACUACCGCUGCUCGGGAGCCUACGACCUGCGCAUCCUCGACAGCGCGCCCACCGGUAUUAAGCAUGAUGGAACGAUGUGUGAUACUUGUCGCCAGCAACCAAUAAUUGGUAUUCGCUGGAAGUGUGCAGAAUGUACCAAUUAUGACUUGUGCACAGUGUGUUAUCAUGGGGAUAAACAUCAUCUAAGACAUCGCUUUUACAGAAUAACUACACCAGGAAGUGAACGAGUAUUACUGGAGUCACGUCGUAAAUCAAAGAAAAUAACUGCAAGAGGAAUCUUCACAGGUGCCAGGGUAGUACGAGGCGUUGAUUGGCAAUGGGAAGAUCAAGAUGGUGGCAACGGGCGUAGGGGCAAAGUAACUGAAAUCCAGGACUGGAGUGCAUCAAGCCCACACAGUGCAGCAUAUGUUUUAUGGGACAAUGGAGCUAAAAACCUUUACAGAGUUGGCUUUGAGGGCAUGUCAGACCUUAAAUGUGUCCAAGAUGCAAAAGGAGGAUCCUUCUACAGGGAUCACUGUCCUGUACUUGGUGAGCAAAAUGGUAACAGGAAUCCUGGUGGUCUGCAGAUUGGUGAUCUAGUAAACAUUGAUCUUGACUUAGAAAUUGUUCAGUCUUUGCAGCAUGGCCAUGGAGGAUGGACUGAUGGAAUGUUUGAAACUCUAACCACUACUGGCACAGUUUGUGGUAUAGAUGAAGAUCAUGACAUUGUUGUACAGUAUCCAAGUGGCAACAGGUGGACAUUUAACCCUGCUGUUCUCACGAAAGCCAAUGUUGUCCGAAGUGGAGAUGCUGCUCAAGGUGCUGAAGGAGGAACCUCACAAUUUCAAGUCGGUGACCUUGUCCAAGUUUGUUAUGAUUUGGAAAGAAUCAAACUGCUUCAAAGAGGACAUGGUGAAUGGGCUGAAGCAAUGCUUCCUACUUUAGGUAAGGUUGGAAGAGUCCAGCAGAUCUAUUCAGACAGUGAUUUAAAAGUAGAAGUUUGUGGAACUUCUUGGACAUACAAUCCAGCUGCUGUUUCAAAGGUGGCAUCAGCAGGUUCUGCUAUAAGCAAUGCAUCUGGAGAGCGAUUGUCCCAGCUUUUGAAGAAAUUGUUUGAAACUCAAGAAUCUGGGGAUCUUAAUGAAGAACUGGUUAAAGCAGCUGCAAAUGGAGAUGUAGCCAAAGUAGAAGACUUGCUUAAGAGACCAGAUGUGGAUGUGAAUGGGCAGUGUGCAGGACACACAGCUAUGCAAGCAGCUAGUCAGAAUGGACAUGUUGACAUUUUAAAAUUGCUCCUGAAGCAGAAUGUGGAUGUAGAAGCAGAGGACAAAGAUGGAGACAGAGCUGUUCACCAUGCAGCUUUUGGCGAUGAAGGUGCUGUGAUAGAGGUUUUGCAUAGAGGCAGUGCAGAUCUGAAUGCUCGCAACAAACGGAGGCAGACACCACUUCAUAUUGCUGUUAAUAAAGGUCAUCUCCAAGUAGUGAAGACUUUACUAGACUUUGGUUGCCAUCCUAGUCUCCAGGAUUCUGAAGGUGAUACACCUCUUCAUGAUGCAAUAAGUAAAAAGCGUGAUGACAUCUUGGCUGUACUUCUGGAAGCUGGAGCAGAUGUGACUAUUACAAACAACAAUGGAUUUAAUGCUCUCCAUCAUGCUGCACUAAGAGGAAAUCCAAGUGCAAUGCGGGUAUUGCUCUCCAAGCUCCCCAGACCAUGGAUUGUGGAUGAGAAAAAAGAUGAUGGUUAUACUGCCUUGCAUUUGGCAGCACUUAAUAAUCAUGUGGAAGUGGCAGAACUCUUGGUGCAUCAGGGCAGUGCUAACUUGGAUAUCCAGAAUGUAAACCAACAAACUGCACUGCAUCUUGCCGUUGAACGACAACAUACUCAAAUAGUGCGGCUUCUAGUUCGUGCUGGAGCUAAACUGGAUAUCCAGGAUAAAGAUGGAGAUACUCCCCUGCAUGAAGCCCUGAGGCAUCAUACUUUGUCACAGCUUCGUCAGCUCCAAGACAUGCAAGAUGUGGGCAAGGUAGACACUGCUUGGGAACCAUCAAAGAACACAUUGAUAAUGGGACUGGGUACUCAGGGAGCAGAGAAGAAGAGUGCAGCUUCUAUUGCCUGCUUCCUGGCAGCCAACGGAGCUGACCUUGGUAUCCGUAAUAAGAAGGGUCAGUCUCCGCUUGACUUGUGUCCUGAUCCGAGCCUCUGUAAAGCGUUGGCUAAAUGUCACAAAGAAAAAGUCAGUGGUCAGGUUGGUUCCCGAAGUCCUUCUAUGAUCAGCAAUGAUUCAGAAACUUUAGAAGAAUGUAUGGUGUGCUCUGAUAUGAAGAGAGAUACGUUAUUUGGUCCAUGUGGGCAUAUUGCUACCUGUUCCCUCUGUUCACCAAGAGUCAAGAAAUGCCUCAUCUGCAAAGAGCAAGUUCAGUCGAGAACAAAGAUUGAAGAAUGUGUAGUGUGCUCGGACAAAAAAGCAGCAGUACUAUUCCAACCUUGUGGUCACAUGUGUGCUUGUGAAAAUUGUGCCAGCCUGAUGAAAAAAUGUGUACAGUGUCGGGCAGUGGUGGAACGAAGAGUGCCUUUCAUUAUGUGUUGUGGUGGCAAAGGUACUGAAGAUACCACCGAUGAUAUUGCAAGUGGAAACAUUCCUGUUCUGCAGAAAGACAAGGACAAUACCAAUGUCAAUGCUGAUGUACAGAAAUUGCAGCAGCAACUGCAGGACAUAAAGGAACAGGACAGUAACCUGAGAGAAGUUCAGCCCCUUGAGACCAUGUGUCCUGUGUGUUUGGAUCGUCUGAAGAAUAUGAUCUUUCUCUGUGGUCAUGGAACCUGUCAGCUUUGUGGUGAUCGAAUGAGUGAAUGCCCUAUCUGCCGAAAGGCUAUUGAAAGAAGGAUCCUUUUGUAUUAAAAUUAUCACGUGUCUUCUUAUAGCUUGUCAUGUUAUUACUAGAUUCUGCUCAUUGAAUCUCUGUAAGCUUUGAUGGCAGCUUGAAAGCUGUCAUGAAGGAAUUUCGAAUGCUACAGAAGAAGUAUAUUUUAAGUGCUUAAAGACUGACAAUUACAACACAAAUCAGUAUUUGAAUGGUCAAUCUCUCCUAUCAUCAAGAAAGCUAAACCAGGUUAGGUUAAUUAAUGAAGCUGGUUUUUUAAAAAAAAAUCUUUCUCUUUUUCCCCAACCCCUUUAUGUUAAAGGGACUAUCUUGAUUUUCUGUCUUGGUAUUUUUAUUUUAUAUGAUGAUCUCUAAUUUCAGCAAUGUUGAUUUUUAUACUGUCAAUUGCUUUCAUGUAUAAAUGCUUUUAAUUCUGUAUUGUAUUUGUUUUAAGAUUUUUCACAGUAGUGUCAAUAGCAAAUUGCAGCAGCAAGUUAAUCCUUGUAGCAAGGUACAGGCAUUUUUUAAAAAAUCAGCACAAUAAAUAAAUGAUGUCUCAGUAUUACAAUUUGCCUCUAUGAACUAAAAGCCUGGAAACUUUUGUAUGGUCUGUGUUUUGCUCUGAACUAGUUUGGAGAGCAAUUUGAGGGUUGUCUGUUCAUCUUGAGUGAGGACUGCUCAGUGGGCUCUGCGCACAUGGUGAGGAUUCUUCUGGAACCAGAUGCCUGGCAAGCAGCCCCCAAAACUCAGAGGAACUCCCAGUAUGACUGCUGCCCAUAACAAAAUGGACACAGUACAUGAUGCAGUACAUGCAAGCAAACCCUUCUGAAUGCCCCAGUGGCUUUUUGCAUCUCGGUCUUAAACCUUCAGUAGGAAAACAAUUUUUAGAAUGGCAAGAGUACAUAUAUUUAUUUAGGUACUUUUAUAAAAGAAAACCAUCCUAGCCACAAGCUAGAAAUUUUUCAUCUUAAAAGUCUGGUGAGCUAGAUUCAAACAAUACUUUGAAAAAAGGGGAUAUCCAGCAAGAGUCUUAAGAUAUGCAGAAACAGUAGCCUGUGUAAUAAAAUGUGUCUGUUUCUGUUGCAGGCUUUGCAAAAUGCAUGAACUGCCCCUCCCUGCCCCCCAUAUCUCUUGAAUAUACUUCAGACUAUUCAGUUAAUAAUGAAGAGAGUGCUUGAUAGAUCUAUGGAAUUUCCACAGAUUGACUGGCUGGGGGGUGGCGGGGUGGGGGGAGAAUAGGCAAGACCCAAGUGAGAUUUAUUGGCUUAACAUCAUAAAUGCUAUUUAAGAACAUGGAGAAAACAGCUUGCUCCGAAUGUUCUUUAUUAAAGUACAGGUAGUCAGAAACUUAAACUGCAUACUUGUGAUGAUGCAUGAUUGCAGAGAAUAAACUUAGUUUUUGGAGCUAUAAUUUACAGGUAUAUAUUAAUCUGUGUAUUUAGUCCUAAAUCAGACACACAAACAUAUGAAGAAACACAGAUAGAUUAACUGCCUUUCCUCUGAUUAAUUUUAUUCUUUUUUACUGCAACAAGGUAGGAAGAUGCUGCAUUUGGAUGUAGACUAUGCCUAGGGUGAUAUUUUUAUUUUUGUUGUUGUUCCAGGCAUUGUUCCAAGCAAUAUUGAUGAUGUAGUAGGAUUCUGUAGGAACACUAUUAAUGGAUAGAAGCAGAUGCUCCCUGCCCUGCCAGAAAACUAGAUUAAUUCUAUUACAUUUGGUAUAUUAUCUUAAAAUAAUAGAUUGUCAUAAUGCACCAUAUGUUAGCAAUGUGCUAAACCUAAAUGUUUAAUGCUUGAUUCCCUGAAACGGCCAGAUAGUUAAAGGCAAUUAUUGAGCUAGAACUACAAAAGCUGCAGUUUUAUUUAUACUUGGGAAUAAGUCCCAUUGACCUUGAUGAGACUAUCUCCUUCCCAAUUAAACAUGGAUAGGUUACGGGCUAUGAUAAACACACCCAUCUGUUGGUUCAAUUGAAAUCAGUGGGUCUUAAAGCUGUGUCAUAUGCUCAUUUAAAAAAACAAAAAAACCACACAUUUCAUUUCAGCACAUGUGAGCUCAAACAUGCUCAAAUUUAAAAAUGAUAGGUUGGUUUAAAGCAUUUGUGGAAGUUCUGAUUUAGAAAUGUAUAACGACUGAACGAUUGAACUUUUUUUAAAAAAACUGGACAAUUCCAACUUACACUGUUUCCACCAGAAGUAUAUUGAAAAACCUGUGCUUGGAUUUGUGUGAAAACCUAUCUUACAAUGAGUAAUAGUAAAACAUUCUCAAAGAUGAUACUAAAAACAAGAUCUGGUUCUAAUGGUAGACUACUAUUAAAACUGAUCGUACUAUAGUACUAUGAUAAAUAGUACUUUUGUACUAUUUUAAAAUGGAUCUUAAGUACUAAACUUGCAUAAAAGUAUCAAACAGGGCAUCGGGGGUGGCAGGAAGGAACUAAUAUUUUACAGCCUAGAUAGGGGGCAAAUGUACAUUCUUUGGUGACAAAGGAGAGUUUGUUCUACAAUUGUGUAAUUUGGUGUUGUGGAUCUCCUGCAAAAGUUAAGCUACUAGGAUUAUCACAGGUAUAUAAAAACAAAGGUAUCUGCAGGUGCUGUUGCUCCAAGCCAAUAUAAAUACUUUUAGGACUUCAGCCUUUAUCAUUGACUUUUUCCAGUUUUGCUAAAAUGUAAUGUUUGCAGACCAUUUUGUCUCUAUUUUCCUCCCUACUCACUGCAAACUGUUUUAUAGCAUGACUAGUCUUGUAAGAAGAUUACGCUAUUCAGUGUUUAAAAGGAUGGACGUAAGGUGCUGUGUAGACCUCAAAUUUAGUAGAAUAAAGUAUGAAACAUGUUAUAUUAGCACAAAUUUUUGUUGCUUUGAUGCUAUUUUAUGUCAUUUUGUUUAACUUGUAGAAGACAAGUAUUUGUUACAUGCAUUAGUUAACGGAAAGCAGUACAUUGUUUAAUUUUUUCCUUAAUUUAUUUUAAUUACUUUGUUAAAGCUUUGUAGUAUAUAAAAGCAGAUGUUGAGACUUGAAUUUAUACUUUUAUUAAAAAGUGUAAAUAUAAA